AUGCGGCGCGGCCAGCAUGGGCCGCUGCCCCGGACCCAACUCGGGGACCCGACGUCAGAGGCCCCCCGGACCGUCCGGCCUGCGGGGCUCUCGGGCUCGCAGCGGCCGGUGGGAAACCCGGACCCUGCAGCGCCCCGAGGGCGACAGUCCGCGGAGGGAGGACGACCCCGCGGCCGCAGACACGUGUCUGGUCUGACUCUUCGGGCCUCCCGGAGCACAGCGGGGGCCGCCGGGGCCGCUCUCCGUUCCGCCCCGGCCGCGUCGCAGGGCCCCGCGCUGGCGCCCGCUACCGAGAGUGAGGCUGAGCGAGCGCGAGAGCGGACGGCCCGGGGGGGACGCAGGCGUCACCGGCCCCGGCAGGACCGUCCCCGCCGGCCAGGGGCAGGGCUGGAGCGCGCGGCCCGUGCGCCCGGGAAGGCCGCCUCCUCCGGGCGGGAACCGGGAGCCGCCGGGCCGCGGCGCUGCGAGGAGGGUCGGAGGCCGCUGCCGCGGAGGAGGGGUAGCUUGGCUCGGCCGGACCCCGACCUGCCCUCUCUCGGCCCCUUGACCUCCCCGCCGGACCGGAGCCCGAGCACAGCCCGACGAAGGUCCCCGCAUUCCGCCGCCCAACACACGCCGCUCCUCCCGACCGGGUCCGCGCGGGGCGGCUCUCCCGGACCCCGCAGCGCCGCGGACCCCCGGUGGUCACCGCGCCGCUGCCCCACGGACCCCACGGACCCCCGGUGGUCACCGCGCCGCUGCCCCACGGACCCCACGGACCCCCCGGUGGUCACCGCGCCGCUGCCCCACGGACCCCACGGACCCCCGGUGGUCACAGCGCCGCUGCCCCACGGACCCCACGGACCCCCCGGUGGUCACAGCGCCGCUGCCCCACGGACCCCCGGUGGUCACCGCGCCGCUGCCCCACGGACCCCACGGACCCCCCGGUGGUCACCGCGCCGCUGCCCCCACGGACCCCACGGACCCCCCGGUGGUCACAGCGCCGCUGCCCCCACGGACCCCCCGGUGGUCACCGCGCCGCUGCCCCACGGACCCCACGGACCCCCCGGUGGUCACCGCGCCGCUGCCCCACGGACCCCACGGACCCCCCGGUGGUCACCGCGCCGCUGCCCCACGGACCCCACGGACCCCCGGUGGUCACCGCGCCGCUGCCCCCACGGGCCCCACGGACCCCCCCGGUGGUCACCGCGCCGCUGCCCCACGGACCCCACGGACCCCCCGGUGGUCACCGCGCCGCUGCCCCCGCGCCCGCCGACCCCGCAGCGCCGCCGGUUCUCUCCUGGCUGA
Neogale vison (American mink) is the source of this 1287-nucleotide messenger RNA. RefSeq names its product proline-rich protein HaeIII subfamily 1-like. The coding region runs from base 1 to 1287 and encodes 428 amino acids. The transcript has 2 exons. NCBI's taxonomy places the organism in Eukaryota, Metazoa, Chordata, Mammalia, Carnivora, Mustelidae. The record is from RefSeq and is a predicted model, not a curated record.